AUGGGAUACGAAACUAUAAGUCUCACGUUGUUUCCUACAUCAGAUUAUUUUUUCUCGGAAGAGAAAAUAAAUUUGCAGUUGCAGGCAGAGAUGGUCAGAGAAUUGGUAACCUUUCCAAAUAUAAUGAAUGACAAUAAGGAAAAUAUUCCCCCAGGAUGUCCAGAUGAGAUCAAACAGGGAAUUUAUUUCGAAGAGAACAAAUCAUCCUCACCAUCAGACGAACUGAAAAAUAUGAUUACAUGCAAGAAAUUUUCGCAUCAUGAGAUGACAGUCAUACCUAUCGCAUAUUUACAAAUUUAUUAUGAGGAGUCAUCCCGUAUUAGUGAACUUAUCCAUCCUAGAAACAUAUCAGUGAUGAGUAGUAGCAUUGAGGCUGUUGAAAAUCUGGACGAUGACGAAAUCGUUAAUGCCUUCGGCCUUCAGCCAAUUCCUUACAAACCACUAAGCGAAAUGAAACGAAGUGAGAUUUGUGCGCUGAUUGGUUUAUUUCCUCGUGAGAGCUGGAUGAUAGAGUCGUCGGUAUGUUGGAUGAGCAUGUAUGAUGAACCGGAUUUUCUAGUUGUUGUUCCAGGGAACGAUAACCGUCUGUUUCAAGCCCUGGCUCAUUAUAUUACCGGCGAUGACAAUGAUUUCCGUCAAGUCCGACAAGCUAUAAUUGAGUUUGAGUUAGAACAUUGGGCUCAAUUUAUACACCUGAAACAAUGGGAUAGAACUGCAUGGGAUUUCCACCUUAACAGUCUAUUUGCUAAUAGCGAAAACGGCUCUGACAUUGAACUUUUUGCAUUUGCAUCGAUGUUCAAAGUUGAUGUUUGGGUUUUUCACAAAGAACGAUGGUUUUGCUAUAGACCCAAGUUUCUGGUGGUAAAUGACGAAUACAGAAACUUGAGCAUUCAGCAAUAUCAUAUUGGUGAAAACGAUAGUAUCUAUCUGCAUUACGAGAACGGCCUCUUUUUUCCGGUGUUUAAACCUUCGGUAUACUUUGCUAUUAGGAUUCAAGAACUAAUAGUGAUAUUUUGA
Molecule: messenger RNA, 1017 nt
Organism: Cercopithifilaria johnstoni
Lineage: Eukaryota; Metazoa; Nematoda; Chromadorea; Rhabditida; Onchocercidae
Source: the annotation of a GenBank genome assembly